Messenger RNA from Olea europaea var. sylvestris, 1306 nucleotides. RefSeq lists its product as uncharacterized. Gene Ontology annotation, cellular component: ribosome; mitochondrial small ribosomal subunit. The coding region runs from base 126 to 929 and encodes 267 amino acids. The record is from RefSeq and is a predicted model, not a curated record. Gene Ontology annotation, biological process: translation. NCBI's taxonomy places the organism in Eukaryota, Viridiplantae, Streptophyta, Magnoliopsida, Lamiales, Oleaceae. The transcript has 6 exons. Gene Ontology annotation, molecular function: small ribosomal subunit rRNA binding; structural constituent of ribosome.
GAGCGAACCCACUUAUAAGGUCCAAAACCCCCUUACCAACAAAAUCAAACCCCACAACUCCCCUCGCUCUCGACUCUUGCCCCCUCUGUUUUUCUUUCGCUCGUCGUUUCAAGUUAAUAGGUGCAAUGAAACUCAUUCGAAGUGUACUGUUGUCUGCAAAUAAUGGUUUGUCUCGCCAAUUUCAAAGGCCUCAAGCAGUUCGGGCUUUUUCUGCCAGCCCAUUCUCAGGUACUGAUGAUAAGCAGAAUUCUAACUCAAAUGAGUCUUCUGAAGAAUUUGAGCACCGGAUUUUUGGUGAUGCUUCCAGGAGUGGUCCAAGUUUUAGUUCCUUUUAUCAAAAGCUUGAUAAAGCUGAGAAGGCGCAUGACCUAUUUGGUUCCGGAUCUAAAUUCAAUGCUGGAAACAGAUCUAAUUUCUUGGAUGGUCUAGAUGAGAGUUUCAACACAUUGUCUGAUGGGAUGGAUGAAAAAUUGAAGAAAGCAGCCACGUACUUCGAUUUUGAUCCUGAUGAAAUAAGUAAAGAAGAUUACGCUUACAGACCAGAUAUGAAUUUCUGGACUGGGAACUCUUAUGAUGUCAAGGAUCUUGACAUGAGGAAGCCUGGAAUUCGCAAGCCCUACAAAAGGAAUGAGUUUGAAACGACAUCAGAGGAAGUUUUACGUAAAGCUGAUUUCAGGAAUGUCAGAUUUCUUGCGAACUUCAUCACUGAGGCUGGCAUCAUCAUCAAAAGGAGCAAGACUGGAAUCAGUGCUAAGGCCCAGAGGAAGGUUGCUCGUGAGAUCAAGACUGCUCGUGCUUUUGGUUUAAUACCUUUCACCACAAUGGGAACUAAACAAUUCAUAUAUGGCAAAACAAUGGAGGAUCUAGAUGAAGAUUAUUCAUAUGAGACUUAUGAUCGCGAUUUUGUUGAUGAUGAAGUGGAGACCUGAACAGCCUGUUUGUUUUGAUUACCAUUCGCAACCAAGAAAAAAACCACAAUUUUUGGCACGUAGAAGUAAUGAAUUUUCAUACAGUUGGUUUUGUACCAUGUUGCUUCUCGUACUCGUGGGACUCGGUAAUUCUCAAGGAUAUUCACCCUGGAUGGUUGGAUGGUGACUUUUGUCUUCAUUUUCUGUAACCUUUUUAUGUUGGAAUAUGCAUGUAUUGUUAUUGGAACUGCGAGUUGUACCCUUUAGUGGAUAAAGGCGUGAAAUUUUCGAAUUUGUUGAACCCUCUGAUCGCCUACUGGAACUUAGGCGGGCUUCCUCCAUUCUUUUUCAAUUUUUCGAAUUUUCAAUAAGGAAUAAAUAUUUUCUCGUGUGUGAAA